Osmerus eperlanus (European smelt) is the source of this 3817-nucleotide messenger RNA. RefSeq names its product ER degradation enhancer, mannosidase alpha-like 1 (gene edem1). Gene Ontology annotation, biological process: mannose trimming involved in glycoprotein ERAD pathway; carbohydrate metabolic process; endoplasmic reticulum mannose trimming. Gene Ontology annotation, molecular function: mannosyl-oligosaccharide 1,2-alpha-mannosidase activity; calcium ion binding. The coding region runs from base 160 to 2073 and encodes 637 amino acids. Lineage: Eukaryota; Metazoa; Chordata; Actinopteri; Osmeriformes; Osmeridae. The record is from RefSeq and is a predicted model, not a curated record. The transcript has 12 exons. Gene Ontology annotation, cellular component: endoplasmic reticulum; membrane.
GGGGCUGGUUUGUUGACAGGAAGCAGAAAGUGGUGCGUUAUCAGACAGCCUUUUUGUGGCUUUUGACCAAAGAACAGUUGGUGCAAAAUACUUCAAUCGUAUUUACCUCGAAGGUCAGAGGAAGUUAAUUAUGGUUUUUAAGACCGACUCUGGGCAAAGAUGCAAUGGAGGUCAAUAGUAGUUGGUCUUCUCGUGCUGAGACUGACUCUCAGUUGUCUGUUAUGGUUAGCGUUUGGUUUGGUACCGAGCUGGGGUUUCAACUUCCCUUUAAAUUUUAAUUUCAAUUUGCACAAAAUAGAGCUGUUCAGAGAGAACGAGGGGGUGACCGUGAAGACUAACUCUUGGUCACAGCAAACACAGAACCAUGGAGAAAGUGACACACGACAGACCUCAUGUCCCAAGAUGGGUGAUGACUCCAGCAAAAGGUCUUACCUGAAUCUCUUUGAUGGCAACAGGGACGAAUAUGCAAGGAAGUACAACUCCUUCCCAGACACCCUCAAGACAAAAAUGAGACAUAUGGCUAAAGAAAUGUUUUACUUUGGAUAUGACAACUACAUGAAAUAUGCCUUUCCCGAGGAUGAGCUGAAUCCUAUUGACUGUCAAGGAAGGGGGCCUGAUGUUCUGAACCCGUCAAACAUCAACAUCAAUGAUGUCUUGGGAAACUAUUCCCUCACACUCAUUGACACCUUAGACACUCUUGUGGUGCUGGGCAACGUCUCAGAGUUUCACAGAGCUGUUAAGUUAGUGAUAGAAACUGUGUCCUUUGACAAGGACUCAACAGUGCAAGUGUUUGAGGCAAACAUCAGGAUUUUAGGAAGCCUUAUCUCAUCUCACAUUCUCCUGACUGACUCCAAACAUCCCUUUGGAAAUGUGGGCCUGAAGGACUAUGAUAACGAGCUGCUCCACUUGGCCCACGACCUGGCCGUGCGCCUGCUGCCCGCCUUCCAGAACACAGGCACCGGCAUCCCCUACCCCAGGGUGAACCUGAAGAACGGGGUUCCUCCGGACAGCAUCAACGAGACCUGCACGGCAGGGGCGGGCUCUCUGCUUGUGGAGUUUGGGAUCCUCAGCCGCCUGAUAGGGGACUCAACGUUUGAAUGGGUCGCUCGACGGGCUGUCCGGGCCCUCUGGAGUCUGAGAAGCAAUGAGACCGGCUUGCUAGGGAAUGUGGUGAACAUCCAGACAGGCCAGUGGGUUGGCAAGCAGAGCGGUCUAGGAGCUGGGAUGGACUCCUUCUAUGAGUAUCUGCUCAAGUCCUACAUCCUGUUUGGAGAGAAGGAGGACUACCGGAUGUUCCAAGCCGCUUACGGGAGCAUCCAGAACCACCUCAGAAGAGGGAGGGAGUCCUGUAACGAAGGGGAAGGCGACCCACCGCUCUAUGUCAAUGUGAACAUGUUCAGUGGCCAGAUCAUGAACACCUGGAUCGACUCCCUGCAAGCGUUCUUCCCUGGUCUCCAGGUUUUGAGUGGAGAUGUGGAGAAUGCCAUAUGCUUGCAUGCCUUCUACUAUGCCAUCUGGAAGCGCUUCGGGGCUCUUCCUGAGAGGUACAACUGGCAUCUGCAGGCUCCAGAUGUCCUCUUCUACCCUCUGAGGCCAGAGCUGGUGGAGUCCACCUACCUACUGUAUCAGGCAACUAAGAAUCCAUUCUAUUUACACGUUGGAAUGGAUAUCCUUCAGAGUCUGGAGAAACAUGCCAAAGUCAGGUGUGGUUACGCUACUCUUCACCAUGUGGUGGACAAAUCCAAAGAGGAUCGCAUGGAGAGCUUCUUCCUCAGCGAGACCUGUAAAUACCUUUACCUGCUGUUCGACGACGACAACCCGCUGCACAAAUCGGAGAAUAAGUACAUCUUCACCACCGAGGGCCACAUGGUGCCUAUAGACGAGCGCUUCCGGGAGAAGCAGUGCAACGACCUGUUCCCCUGCCUGGAUGACGCUCCGCCCGACCGGCACCCCACCAGCCGGCCUCCCAGCAACAGCACCAACUGCGACCGGAUCUCCGAGGAGAGACGCUACGCGCUGCCUCUGAAGAGCGUGUACAUGAGGCAGAUCGAUCACAUGGUGGGACUGUUCUGAGCUGGAGGGGGAGCCGUAGGGGGGGGGCGCCCGUCCACGCCCCCUCAGUCCCAGCUGUAGUGAGGGGGGGUGCUCAGAGGUGGGUGGGCUCCUCAUCCCCCCCCCCCCCCCCCCCCCUCCGCUUGGGUUGUCUACCGCUCAGGACCGGGAGAUAAAAGACCAACGUUAGGCAACACUUUCAAAUCGAAGUUUGUUCAUGUGCUGUAUUCAUUGAAAGUAUACGCAGCCUUUGAGUCCUUCUUUGAUUCAAACUUUUUUGGGGAAUUUAAGAGGAGACGUAACCCGUUUUGUGGAAUCUUGUUCCACAACAUUUUCGAGUGUGUGAGUCACUACGGGGUUGGGUUUGAGUACGACUGAGAUUAGUUUUUGUUCAGGAAUGAAUGACACAAAAAGGGCUUUCCUGUUUUUAGGUAUUGGUUUAGGUGUGUGUGUACGCGCAUGUGUACAUUUUCGGAACAAACACCUACGCUGUGAAUAUUGUGCUGUUGAGGGAACAGUGGCAUCCAGUUCCACAUUAAGUUUGAAGCUGCUUACUACACAGAGAGAUCUCACUACACAGUGACUAGUGCCUCACAUCAAAUAGGAUUUUCACUUGACCUAGUGUUAUUUGUCAAGGGCUUUACACUAACAAAUGGGAAAGAUUCUUAACACAACUAGUCACACGAUGGAUGUAAAUUGGGCAGCUGCCUGUUUCCUAGAUUGUGCAUUGUCCAUUAUCUUAUAUAAAUUGUUCACAUACACAAUUACAUUUAACAUUUUGAAAAUGCUUGCAGAAAGAGUUACAAUUUUCAUCUAUUUAAUGAGACCCAGAUAUGAGGCGAAUGGAAUUAAGUGACAUCCGCAUUAAGAUUAUAGAAUAACAGCCCAGCAGUCAAUAGUGCAUGUGGAAAUAAACAGAACAUGACAUGGUGAUAGGUUUUCAGGACUACACAGACCCUUUAAAAGUGCCUUUGGCCUUUUGGUAGCUGAAUCCGGAGCUGUGCUUUAGUCCACUAGUUGUGAUGCUCAUCAGUAGUUGACGUUAGCGUCACAGCAGGUUGACUCAAACUAAGACAGGUCUGAAGCUAAGUCUGCUUUUUAGGAACCUCAUGAUGUUGAAUCAAGAGGAGAAGUAUUUAUCUCUAUGAGGCUAUGAACAUUAUGCCAAGAUGGGCACCAUUCCUUAAUAGUAUGUGUGGUGUUGUAUCGUAUUGACACUGAUCAUGGCACAGGCUCUCUCUGAAAACACAGGGACUGUCAGGACUGAACAAAGCCAUAACUUUGUCAUUUCGUUGGUGGAUGUUUGUGUGUAAAGUUUCUCGAACAGAAUGGAUGUGAAUUUCAAUAGCCAAGCAUGAAUAAUACCGAUGUGUUACCUGUCCACAGAGUUUAUGCUGCAUAGUUAUUUGAACAUAGGUGUACCAAGUAACCAUAGUGACCUGUAGGGUUAUGGGACAUCACUAUGUGUAUUGGCAUGAGCCUAUAUCACACGAUGCUCAGACAAGGCCUCCCUCACCUAGGGUGUAACCCCAGGAGGAUACUCAGGGAUUGACGAAUAUCACUUUCUUUUUGUUGUUGCAGUGAAUACUAUUGUUGAUGACUGUCUUAACAUCUUGCUGCCUACAGUGACAAGGCCCAACCUUGUGCAUUUUUGGGGGGAUCAUAAAACAGAUUUGUUUUUAAAUGAUUUUAAUUUUGUUUGAUUUCUUACUGAAAUGUCUCUUGUCAAAAUGUCUGCAAUAAAUGCAAAAUACUGUUCAUGAUA